This is a messenger RNA of Prorocentrum cordatum, 835 nucleotides long. Lineage: Eukaryota; Dinophyceae; Prorocentrales; Prorocentraceae. The record is from the annotation of a GenBank genome assembly.
CUCCUCUUCCGUCUUCUCCCCCCAUUGAAGGAUCACCAGCCGCCGCCCCUCCCCCGCGACAGGCGUCGUCAGGACGCCGACGCCGCGCACCGCGCCGCUGAUCGCAGUGACUCCGCCGCAGGAGUUGAUGGGCCUCACGCCGGUCCGGCACGAUAUCCUCCGCACCCCCUCGAGGCAGGCCAGCUACGCCCCCUCGAGGGGCCCGGUGCUCCCUGGCGGCGACGCCCCGCUGGGCUUCUCCAUGGCAGACGCGCUCGGGGACGGCGGCUGGCAGCGCGGCCUGCCCUGCUCCGCCGCGCGCGGCCGCGCCACCAUCGCCACAGUGGUGAGCGCCGGGGGCGCGCCGCGCACGGUGUCGCCCGUCGGCCGCGGGGCCGCCUCGCCGAGGUCGCCGAGGAGCCUCGCACAGCCGCCCGCGGCCCGCCAGCUCGCUCCCGGCAGCGCCCACGCGCCGCCCUGAGCGGCGCGCGCGCCUUGCAGCGGCGCGCGGCCGGCACGUGUCCGGCGUCGUGGCGCCAGGGGCCGGAGAGGCAAAGCUUAUGUUUUUUGUUGUCUUAUUUGUUUCUUCUUCCUCCUCCUUCCUCCCUCUGCCUCUCUCUUCUAUCCUGAUGGUUCCCCGCCUCCCGCCCCCCCCCCCUCCCGCUCCUCCUCCGCCCGCGUCCUCCUGCCUGGACGGGCUUCGCCCCAGGGGAGGGUCGGCUCGGCGCCCGCAGCGCUGGGCCGGAGGCGCCUCUUUCCCUCCCCCCGCGGCGGGUCUGGCGCGAGGGGCUCUCGAAGGCAGCGGCGCCAGGGCCCGCCGCGGGAGCGGGCGUUGGCGCUGGUCCGAGAGGGGGGG